CAAUAAAAGAAGCUAUCGAGGUGAGCACAAAUUAUAAUGCAGUGUACUAAUAGAUGCCAGCCAGGGCUGCGGCCUGCGUUCUGAUUGGCUCAUUAUCACCAAGCCCAUUUGUUCCCCACUGGAAGCUCGCAGUUCCUAGGCACAUAUGUCAUGUGGUACAUUAUGAGCCAUCAUAAAAGACCCAUCAUGCACGAUGUUAGAUGACAUCGAUAUUUGUCUGUCGCAGAUCAGGAGUUUGCUUGACCAUGAUGUGUCUUCCUGCCAUGUUUACGGCUCUGCUCGCGGUCGCUGCUGCUAGCGCUCGUACCAUGACGAAGCACGAGCUUAGAGAGCGUCAACUUGAGGCCGCGAAGCGUUGGCAGACCAGUGGCACAGAGGCUAGAGCUCCGAGCGUGAAACGCGGUGGUGUUCAAAAUAUCACGUUCACGAACACCAAAGCCUCAGAAUUUUAUGUUGAUGGCAGAUCCCUCCCUCUUGUAGACUUCGACGUUGGUCCAAGCUGGGCAGGUCUUUUACCCAUCAGUAACAGUACCAAUGAGACGCGCCAGCUCUUUUUCUGGUUUUUUCCUCCCGGUCCGGAAGGGAGUCUCGAUGAUUUAAUUUUUUGGACAAAUGGCGGCCCUGGCUGCUCCUCCCUCGAAGGUUUGCUGCAAGAGAAUGGACCUCUCAGUUGGUCCUGGGGUCAAGCCAAACCGACGGUGAAUGAACAAAGCUGGACCAACCUGUCUUCCGUACUCUGGGUGGAGCAACCCGUUGGCACAGGAUUCUCUCAGGGCAUUCCAAACAUACAGAACGAGGAUGAUCUCGCCGCUCAACUUGUUGGCUUCAUGCAGCAGUUCCUGGAGGUCUUUUCGGAACUAAAAGGCAAGAAGCUGUAUCUGACGGGUGAAAGCUACGCAGGAACAUACGUGCCUUAUAUUGCGAACUAUAUCUAUGAGAAUCCCACUUUGUUGGACCUCUCGUUGCAAGGGCUAUGGAUUAAUGAUCCUUCACUCUCGUGGGACGUGGUGCAACAGGAGAUUCCUGCAGUGGACUUCGUGAACAAAUACACAGGUCUCUUCUCUUUCAAUCAAACAUUCAUGGACUACCUCGACAAGAAGGCCGUGAAGUGUAAUUAUGCUGGCUACAUGGACAAGUAUGUCAAGUACCCUCCGUCUGGACCUCUUCCACUGCCAGGGGACUCUGUCGAGUUUGCUGAAGGCUGUGAUGUCUGGGACGACAUUUUCAGCAGUGCGCUGAUUAUCAACCCCGCCUUUGAUCUCUAUCGCAUCUGGGACACUUAUCCAAUUCUAUGGGAUGUCCUUGGUUUCCCAGGCUCAUUCCCACAGACACAGACACCAAUCUACUUCAACCGAACAGAUGUAAAGAAAGCCAUCCACGCGCCUGUAGACACCGAGUGGACGGAGUGCUCCAAGAAUGUUUUCCCCAAUGGAGACGGCAGUUUGCCCCCAGUUUUCACUGUGUUACCGAACGUUAUCGAGAAGAACCAGCGGACCGUCAUCGUGCACGGUCUCGCAGACUUCUAUUUCAUCGCUGAAGGAACAAGAAUUGCCAUUCAAAACAUGACCUGGAAUGGAUUGCAAGGAUUCCAGAUGCCAAUCGCCAAUGAUAGCUUCAUUGUCGAUAGCGUAGGUGCCUACGGAACAAUGCACUCAGAGCGGGGCCUAACUUAUUACGAGGUAUCCCUGAGUGGACACAUGGUUCCACAAUUUGCACCAGUGGCUGCUUUCCAGAUUAUGCAGUACCUGAUGGGAUUUAGGGACACGCCGUAGAUAGUGACACUUGCCGUUGGUUUGUAGAUCCAGAUGCCUGCCAUCAAUGUUUACAAGCGUUCGUCGUUCACGUUUGGUGGAG
Molecule: messenger RNA, 1854 nt
Organism: Suillus paluster
Lineage: Eukaryota; Fungi; Basidiomycota; Agaricomycetes; Boletales; Suillaceae
Product: Alpha/Beta hydrolase protein
Exons: 16
Coding region: 201-1772 (523 amino acids)
Biological process (GO): proteolysis
Molecular function (GO): serine-type carboxypeptidase activity
Source: RefSeq, a predicted model, not a curated record